ACAAAUACCAGAAGCUACGGAUUCUCAGCUGUGAGUGGUUUUGUUUAUCUUGUCAAUUAUUUUGGCAAUGCUUACGAUGUGGAACAACUAAAAGUUGAAUGGAAUGAACCAAACUCAAUUGGGAUCAACGAGGAUAUUAUGAUGCCGGACAUGCGGCUUAAAGAAAUUAAACCAACCUUAAAGAACACUACGUAUGUCACUGGCAUCUGGAGUUGUGCGAUCGCACAGUUUGUCGUCGAUCGAGAAAUUAUGCAUCACUUGCUUCAAAGUUAUCUACCUACAGCAUUAAUUGUGGUAAUCAGUUGGUUUGGAUUUUGGUUGGACGUAGAAUCUGUGCCUGGAAGAGUAUCGCUUAGUAUUACAACUUUGCUAACGUUGGCAACGCAAAGCUCAGCAGCUCGAAUGGCUUUACCUCAGGCUAGCUACGUAAAAGCAAUAGAUGUUUGGAUAGGAACAUGUAUGGCCUUUGCUUUCGCUGCCAUGAUCGAAUUUACUGUUGUUAGUUACUGUCUUCGUGUGAAAUGGAAACAAAAGGACAAAGGUUUUGUCGCUUUAUUCCAACAAAUGUUUCUCAGCCCAUCACCUCAGGUAUGGUCUGCUUACCAGAAUAACGCCUCAAAAAACUAAAG
This is a messenger RNA of Enterobius vermicularis (human pinworm), 629 nucleotides long. The record is from the annotation of a GenBank genome assembly. NCBI's taxonomy places the organism in Eukaryota, Metazoa, Nematoda, Chromadorea, Rhabditida, Oxyuridae.